Messenger RNA from Alligator sinensis (Chinese alligator), 4235 nucleotides. RefSeq names its product oxysterol binding protein like 5 (gene OSBPL5). Gene Ontology annotation, molecular function: sterol binding. The transcript is spliced from 22 exons. Gene Ontology annotation, cellular component: intracellular membrane-bounded organelle; membrane; cytosol. Bases 520 to 3162 code for a protein of 880 amino acids. The record is from RefSeq and is a predicted model, not a curated record. Gene Ontology annotation, biological process: phospholipid transport. Lineage: Eukaryota; Metazoa; Chordata; Crocodylia; Alligatoridae.
CUUUCUGAUGUAAAUGCCUUUCUCCUCCUCACCAGGGUUUCUUUGCGGCUGCCUUCCCUAGAAAUAGAAACAAGAAGGGAACAGCUUCACAAGCCAGCCAAUGCAUAAAUAGCCAGAGUAUUUUGACUGAAGGAGUUCAGGCAAGGAAAGCAACAACUGCUGUAAAAAGGCAGCUGCUGCUUGCAAGUGACAGGGCAAAGCCACAAGGUAUUGAGCAGCGCAUGGCAAGCACUUGGAGAGGCUGACAGUUCAGAGGAGGAGGACAGUCUCUGGCCCGCACAAGUCUCUCCAAAUAUAAAAGCUGAGGGGAUACAGAGGGAGGGAUCUUCGCAACCACGACUGAGCUGGGCAUCAUCAUGUCAGACCCAUUGUGGAGGAACUUUUUACUACGGUGAAGACAGCGGUCAGCAAGGAGUAGGAAAUGGGAAAUUUGCUUCACUGCUCAUUUGCGACUGGGGGACUGGAUGUCUGAACUGUAGUUGAUUGCACCUUGAGAAGAAAACCCCCACGACUCAUGCCAUGAAGGAAGAGAAUUUUCUCCGCCGCAGGUUCUCUCUCUGUCCUGCUUCAUCCACUCCUCAGAAAAUUGACCCUCGCAAGCUGACACGGAAUCUGUUCUUUGGAGCUGACAAUGAGAUCUACCCGCUCAGCCCAGGAAAAGACAUGGAAGGAAAUAGCCCGUCAAUGUUGAAGGAUGAGUCUCCCCAGACACCAAACUCCAUUAGCAAGAAUGAAUAUAAGCUUUGCAAUGGGUCUGAUAAAGAGUGUGUAUCUCCCACAGCCAAAUUCACUAAGAAGGAAACAUUAAAGGUACAGAAGAAGAACUACAGACAGGAAAAGAAAAGAGCCACCAAACAGCUCUUCAGUGCUUUGAAGGAUCCCAGUGUCGUGAUCAUGGCAGAUUGGCUGAAGAUCCGUGGGACUCUGAAAAGCUGGACCAAGCUGUGGUGUGUUCUGAAACCAGGCGUGCUAUUGAUUUACAAAACACCAAAGACUGGGCAGUGGGUAGGCACCAUCCUGCUCCAUUCCUGUGAGCUGAUCGAAAGACCCUCCAAAAAGGACGGCUUCUGUUUUAAACUCUUCCACCCUUUGGAUCAGUCCAUCUGGGCUGUGAAGGGGCCAAAAGGAGAGAAUGUGGGUUCAAUCACUCAGCCUCUACCCAGCAGCUACUUGAUCUUCAGAGCAGCCUCUGAAUCAGAUGGUCGAUGUUGGCUGGAUGCUCUGGAGCUUGCCCUGCGUUGUUCCAGUCUCUUCAGGCUCAGCACCUCCAAACAGGGGAAGGAUGGAGAACUGAACUGCUCAUCUGAUUCCUCGCAUGCUGGCCUAUACAACCUCUUGCACACUGCCACCAUCUCUGACCAGGAGCUCUUCCAUCUUAAUGAGUCAGCCCUGGAAAACCACCAGCAUCUGGAAAAUGACGCUUUUUCUGACAAGUCUGAGAGAGACAACAUAGAGGAGUCUGAGAAUGAGACUCACGAGAACAGCCGGAAGACGAACGAGAGCGAGAGUGACCAGUCUGAGACCCAUGGGGAGGCCUCUCAGGAAAGGAAAGGGACAACCUAUAUCGAACAGAUCUACGAGGAAUUCGGGGAGACCGGUGGAUCCUCCCAAACAGAAACGGUCUCUGAUGAAAACAAGAGUCUGAUGUGGAUUCUGCUGAAGCAGCUGCGCCCUGGCAUGGACUUAUCCCGAGUGGUUUUGCCUACCUUCAUCCUGGAACCACGAUCUUUCCUCAACAAACUUUCUGAUUACUACUACCAUGCUGACCUACUUUCCCAAGCUGUGCUUGAAGAUGAUGCCUACAGUCGAAUCAAGCAGGUUCUGAGAUGGUAUUUGUCAGGCUUCUAUAAGAAGCCAAAGGGAAUAAAAAAGCCAUAUAAUCCCAUUUUGGGAGAGACAUUUCGCUGCUGUUGGUUUCACCCACAGACCAACAGUCACACGUUUUACAUAGCAGAACAGGUUUCUCAUCACCCACCAGUAUCAGCUUUUCAUGUCAGUAAUAGGAAAGAUGGGUUUUGUGUUACUGGCAGCAUACUAGCCAAGUCAAAGUUUUAUGGUAACUCGCUUUCUGCUUUAUUGGAUGGGAAAGCCAAGCUUACAUUCCUAAACAGGAGUGAGGAUUACCUUAUUACUAUGCCAUAUGCCCACUGCAAAGGAAUUUUAUAUGGUACCAUGACAAUGGAGCUUGGAGGGAAAGUUACCAUUGACUGUGAGAAAAGUAACCACAGGGCAGAACUGGAAUUCAAGCUAAAGCCCUUUUUUGGUGGCAGCACAAGCAUUAAUCAAAUCUCUGGGAAGAUUAAAUAUGGAGAAGAAGUGUUAGCAAGCCUCGAUGGACACUGGGAUGGGGAAGUACAUAUAAAUGACCUGAAAAAUGGAAACACAGAAAUAUUUUGGAAUCCAACCAGUGAGGUGCGGAGGCAGAGGCUGAAACGUCACAUUGUACUAUUUGAAGAACAAACUGAGUUUGAAUCAGAGAGGCUUUGGCAGCACGUAACAAGUGCGAUAAACAAGGGAGAUCAGAACAAGGCAACUGAGGAGAAAUUUGUACUGGAAGAGGAGCAAAGGAAAGCAGCCCAGGAGCGGAAGGAGACUUGCAGUGAGUGGAAGCCGCUGCUUUUCCAGCAUGAUGCUGCUACCAAUGAAUGGCACUACAAAUAUGAGGAUUUAAGGCCCUGGGACCCUCUAAAUGACAUUGCCCAGUUUGAGAAGGAUGGGUUACUUCAAACCAUGGAGAGGCACUUGCCCACAAGGAUGUCAUCCCACAAAACCACAGGCAUAAACAACCAAAUUGCACGACACAAGAGGUCUGCAAAAGACUGCAGGCGUCGUAAGGCCAGCGACCAACCGUCCAAUCACAGCCAGAACACUGAGAGCAGCUGUUCAACACCAGAGUCUGUGCAGGAGCUUUCGGAUGAUGAUGGAUUUGAAAGUCCAUGUACUCAGUGUGGGAAGGAAAUGAAUCACUUGAAGGAAAUUCAUACUGCAGUUUUAUCUCUACAGAGAGCCCAACAGGACAUACAUCGAAACCUCGCUGUUCUGAACAAGAAAUCUUUCUACAGGAGGCUCUCUUCUGAAAACCUCCUUCUGGACUCCCGCUGUUGGUUUCUCCUUUGCAUCUUUCUUACAUGUCAACUAUUCAUUAAUUAUGUCUUCAAAUAAAAACACUAUGUUUGGCAGCAAUAAAAAUCACCGGCUGUGGGAGGGGGCCACUCGCGUAAGGAGCCCAUUGAGGCACCAAGCACUUUAGAACCAACACAACAAAGGAGGAAGAGAGAGCAAGGUUAAACAGGGACCUAGGGAACCUGCAGAGUUUUGUUCCUUCAGAUUCUGUAAUUUGCCUUUAUGUGUACAUCUUCAAGGACCUCUUAACCUGUAUGGGCCUUAAUGCUAAAGCCAAAUGUAGCUUUAUUUGUGCAAUUUGUUUUCUAUGUCUUGUCAUUCUCUGAUGCAGUUAAUAAUUACCAAGCAGUAUUGGUGCCCCGAUAAUGGUGUAAACACAGGGUUUUAGAACGGUCCCAUUGGCUUGUUUUAUUGCUCUGAGCACUGGGGAGAAGGGGGCAGGGUUCUGAUUUAUCUUCUUUUUUUUCAGGAUGUCUGGGUGCAUUUAAUUAUUGGGGGGUUGGAAAGCAACAGACAAUAGCCCAGAAAUCCAACUAUGUGGGUAUCAAUGUCACAGUGUCUCCUAGGGUUUUUUAGUUGACACAUGGGAAAUUUGGACCUGAAAAUAUGCUUCACACUCCAUUCCACAAAGGUUGUAAAUAUGCACGAUUUCCUAGAGCUGUUCCUCUUUAGGACAUGGGAGGUGUUUUUAUUAAAGUUCUGUAUUGUAUUACAGAGCUGACAAUGUCCUGAACCAGGCCCAUUGAGUAAAAUGUCGGACAUGCCUGUUUUAUAAGUCCUGGUCACUUUUUUUUUUCAUUUUGCUAUAUGGCUGUUUUUAUAUUAUAACACACUACCAUUAUAUUGAGGAACUCCUCAAAAUUUCUCAUUGCCCCAAAAUAAGUGGAGUGGGUGGGUGGGAGCAAGUAUGUGUGUAACAUUUGUUUGAUCGUAGGCACGUCUAUUGUUAAGGGUCAGGAAGGGUAAGGGUUUUGCCACUGCAUUGUUCAACUCUGUUAAUAGUCUUCCUAUUUUACACCAUUUUUAAAAAAAAAAUUUGCAAUAUUUUCUGUAGACUACAGUCAGUACUAAGCCUUUCUUUUCUGGCCUGCAGUAGUUCCAAGUGAUAAAAA